This is a messenger RNA of Ixodes scapularis (black-legged tick), 3856 nucleotides long. RefSeq lists its product as uncharacterized. The coding region runs from base 563 to 1747 and encodes 394 amino acids. The record is from RefSeq and is a predicted model, not a curated record. NCBI's taxonomy places the organism in Eukaryota, Metazoa, Arthropoda, Arachnida, Ixodida, Ixodidae. The transcript is spliced from 8 exons. Gene Ontology annotation, biological process: cytoskeleton organization. Gene Ontology annotation, molecular function: protein binding.
UCCCAAUUGCGGGCGUGCUCCGCCUUACAUGUCGGUGGCAUUUAGUGGGCGUGUACGAGUGGCGAGAUGGCGAAAUCGUGUGUUUACGUGUGCCGCGGUGGUCGUGUUAUCUUUGCGUGAGGGUUGACAAGGAGCUGCGAGCGGGCAGGAAGUAAACACGACAGUCCUAAUCCUGCGUCCGUCUUACAAAUGUGUCUCGUCCGUAGGACAGUUCCAGAGUCCCAAUCAAUUCCUCUAGCAAAGUGCAGCCGUGGCUGGGCCGGGAACGAUGGCUUCAACGCGGGCAACGCACGACCCGCGUUCAAUACCUAACAUGGUAUAUUCAAGGCCGCCGGUACAAGUAAAUCAUGUUGUGGGCUUCGGUGCCGCACCGUUACCUUGUGUAGCGUUUCCAUGGGCUACAGCGGCCCGGGCACGGUAAUCAGCGUCGUCUACGGAACUCUGAAGUUGGGCGAGGUCUGUGGCUCGGAUUCGGCGAGGCGGGCGAUGAACGUUGCUUGGACAACAUAUCGUGGACUGAAGACCGGUGCCGUUGGAUUUUAGUGCUGUCAAAGAGUUCGCCAUGAGUAUCCUCACUGAAAAUUGUGUCCUGUCGCGCACCCGCGCCCAAGAUUUGAAAAGUGUCCGAAAACUCAAUUGCUGGGGGAGCGAACUGGAAGACGUCAGCAUAGUGAGGAAGAUGUCGCACGUCGAAGUGCUCUCUCUGAGUGUCAACAAUAUACAUACUUUAGCAGACUUCGCAUAUUGCAAGAACCUUCAGGAGCUCUACAUACGGAAGAAUAACAUCCGAGACCUCAACGAAGUGUUGCACCUAAAGGACUUGCCAAGGCUCAGAAACCUCUGGCUCGCUGACAACCCCUGCGCUGAAAACGAACAUUACAGGAUGACUGUGCUGAGGCACCUUCCAAACCUCCAAAAGCUCGACAAUCAAACCGUCCAGAGCCACGAGGUGGAACGUGCCCAAGUGCAGGGCUCUGCCCUGAACCUGCCUGCCCCCGGCGGAGAGGCAGUGCACGAAGAUGCUGUCAAACCGCGCGCCAGCCACCCCACGGCUCGUGCCGGCGCUGCUCCGGCACAACAGAACGGAGCGGACGACUACCAGAACCCCAGCGCCACCCCACGGCCCCGUGACCUUGGGGUCUCGCAGCAGGAGGCGAGCAUGCACGGCAGGCCGGCCGCCAUGCACGGCACGCCCACGGCAGGCACACCAGUCAGGGAGGCCAAGCAGACGGAGGCGGCGUGUUCUCCGAUCGUGGCAGCCGCACCCACGGACGGACCCGCCUCCUGCCAGGGCAUGUCCCCCGCCGAGCAGCACGCCUUCCACGCACGGGUGCAGACCCUGAUGGACCACUCGGGACGCAGGUUACGCAAGAGUGCCGAGAUUACCUGCGAUCCAGUGGCACUUUUCGAAGGGGAGGAGAAUGCCGCUGUGAGGCAAGGAAGCGCACCGCUUGCCGACGGUCGAAGGUACGCGUCAGUGGAGUACUUGCACACGCACUCGCUGGAGUCGGACUCCCUCAUGUCUCCUGGUGAGGCUGCUGGUCCCAGGGGGUCGACGUACACGGAGGUGCACAGGGCCCACAAGGGGGACAAGACGUCCCCAACUAGGCUGCUGCCCAAGGGAGGAAAGAACAGGAAUGCAAACAUACUCUCGGCUGUCCUCUGCCUCAUCAAAGAGCUUGACUAUGCCAGCUUGGAGGUGGUGGAAACUGCCAUUCAUUGCAGGAUGGAGGAGAUGGAUGUCUAGGGCUAACAAGGAGCCUGUCUUUUUGCUUCCCUUGUAACUUAAAAAGUAGAACUUCUGCCUCCUUUUUCAUCUAGUUAGGCUGGUAUGCAUCAGGACUCAACUGACUGGAACCAAAAAAGAAUCCUUACAAUUUGUGCCCUGUUCUUUGAUUGAGAUGGGCAAUCCUAUUUAUCUAGAAGUCACUGGGAUUAGGUAAUGCCUAAACAUCCUUUGCCCUUCGAGGCCAUGUCUGGGAUUGUGUUUGUUAGUGCCACAGAUACUGGAAUUGUGCUCGUGAUUGCGGCGAAUGCUCCAGUCUUUUUUUUUUCUUUCUAUGUUUAAGCCUCGCUGCGUGUAAUAAUUAUGAGAGCAAUUUUUUCAUAUUGGGCUUUGUGGGUUGCUCGCCUUGCGAGGCAUUGCAAGCUUCAGAGAAUUCAGGCCACAGUUCUAGAAUGUGCAAAAUUCCUUGCAUAUAUAGUACAUGAAAUAUUGUCCCCCCGCAGAUUUCGGAGGAUCUGAUUUUAAUUUAAGGUAAUGUAUUAUACAGCCAUGUCCCAUUUAUCCCAACAAUAUUGUGCUUGUAAAAACCGUUAGAUGAUGAAUUCUACAACUAAUUAUGCCCAACUAUAACACCGAGCAUGUCAGUCCUUUCAUGAUACAAUUUAGUUAAGUAGAAGUUGGGUUUACCGAGUGCCAGAUAAGCAAGAUGUGACUGUAGCAAGUUUAAGGUGCAGAACUUUUGCAGCAGUCUUAUCAUUUAGUUUAUUUCUUCUUUUUACCAGUGAGACUAAAUCAGCUAAAUUUCUUGCUUCAUUUGUAAAUCUUGCAGCUCUUGGAUGAAUCUGCCGAUUCUUUCACAGUUUGUUUGACAGGAAGAGGAGCUAGUUUUUCUAGGCAAUGUGACUAAGAAUUAUGCAACACGAGUUCCCACAGAGAUCACAUUGGCUCUUGGCUGCUGCUAUACCCCCUUAACAAGUACCGCCUAGAGAAAGCAAGCACAGAAGCCCUUUAAAAUUUUCUUUCAGUAGAAAAUCAAAAGCAAAACCACAGGUCAGUUGCCCCUGCCUUUUGUGCUCCUCUUUUGAGUUCUACCUUUUACAUGCACGUUUACUUAUUCUUAGCUCACCGCAAUACUCUCGCAGUGCCGACAAUGGCAGCCUCCCCAUACAAGGUCAUAUGUGAUAUUUCUUUCGGUCUAAGUGGAGCUCAUUCCAGAAAACACUAGGACGCUGUUUUCAUGUGUAUCAGUGCUAUGCCAACAUGUAAUGCAUUUGUUUUGUGUAACUUUUCUGUACAGGAGUGUGUAGAUGUCGGUGGAUGUUUGGUCAAACUAAUGGUACUCCUUUUUGAGGUGCACAAUGUGUGUUUUGUGAGGUAACAGAUGUUCUACUUUAUUGGGGUUUGUAUCUGAAAUGCUUGCAUAGUGCAAGUAGAAAUCAGGUGAGCUUAUUUAUAAUAUGUGGAGUGGUGUAUGGUUUUACAUAGUUCCACUUAAAGGCAAAGUUUGCUAGCAAAGAGUAAUGAAAUUAAGGUUCCCCCAGCUUAUACUGGAAAAUGCAACCUGGAUCCUCUACUUAGAAAGGCCUUACUUAGUUCCAAGCUGCUUUGGGUAGCAUGCGGUUGUGAUCUCUUUUUCUCAAAGCAUUUGCUUCUCAGGAAAAAAAAAAAAAGAAAAUGCAAUAACCUUUUUUAUGGCGUGUAGGGAUUCAUAAUUUAUUCCUCAAUUUUCAACUUGUAUAUGGAAAGUUAAUUGAAGAAGGUAUAGAAAAUAGACUAUAUCAAUUCACAUCCAGUUGUGGUAACUAACUUCAUUUUUUAAUGCAAUUUGUUUGUUACUACACUCAUCCUGCAGAUGACAAGACAAGCAGUUUUGGUCGACUUAAAAUUCAAUAUUGUUUAAUGUAUGGUAAGGGGAGCUAAGCAGCCCUUCCAAAUAAACAACCUGCACUAGUUCACACCAUUAAGGGGCUGUAUUGAUGCCAUAUUCACUUCUCUUAGUGCAAAUUGGAAUGUAAGGUAACAGCAUGAAGGACAUUUGGUUGUCUUGUUCCUACCUGCUGGUACUGGUUUUAUAUCAUACCAUAGAAUACCGCGCAUCCACCCAUACCGCACCAAGCGUCCAUUCCCAAA